AGGAGCCGACCAUCAUUUCCGACAGCUCCGUAUGGAUUUGACGUCGGGAUAUAUUGGUGCUUGAUGCUCUAAGGCUUAGCGGAUCACAGGUGAUUUCGAGGAUGGGGGGACCCUGUGCCCUUAAGCACUUUGUAAAGUGUGACGUCACUUUGGAAGGCUCAUUUCUCUGAUUUGGAUUAUUCUUGGCCAGCAGCAACUUCGGGCCUGCUAAUCCUAGACAAGUUUUUCAAUGGACACUCUGCUGAAGUCCGAGAUCAGAGAGGAGGGGAGUGGGGCCUCAGUGAAGGUGGAGGGCCUAUCCAAGGCAGCUCUAAUAAAAAGCCUGUCUCCCAGAGUCAUGCUAUCCAACCAUCUUCUGCCUAAAGGGACCAAGAUGAAGGUCAACCUGGAAGACCAGGGUCGUCAGAAAGUGUCCUUUAGCUUCGCACCGACCAAGAAGCCCCUGCAGAGCCUGUUCUUUAUCCCCACCAGCCCUGACAAGUCUGUUGCUGAACCUCACCUUGCCUUGUCCCAGUUGACCUCAGACGAAGAAGGGCAGAGUACAGCUGAGCAGACACCCAUGGUGCCAAUUUCAACAGCAGAGACACCUUCUCAAACACCAGUCUCCUCAGCUACUAAAAUGAAAACAGACUUAUCUAAGAUGCAUUUCAAGAAGCAAAUUCUUAGUGUCUCUGUGACUGAAGAGAAACCAACUUCUGCUGUGCCAGAUGAGCCGCACUCAUCCGACUUGAUGGUUCUACAGAAAUCAACAAUUUUGAGUGCAACUGAAUUCCCAACACCCCAGCCUCAGAAUGCCAUCAGUGUCUGCCCCUCAGAGAAUGCUAAAAUUGAAACCUCUGAGGCAAGAGUUACUCCAAGCCUCAAGAAGCCAGUUGCUUCCUCAGGAAAAGAUGUGGAGAGUUCCAGCAGUGCUGAGCAGGACGGUAAGGUAUACAAUAGGACAACCAGGUCCCAAUCUGAUAGCGCGCCACCUGGCUCAGAGUCAGAUGGAGAUUCAGUCCAGAUGUCUUCCAGUCGCAGAUCAGUUGACUCCAAAAGUAAAACAAACUCUGAGAGCAGAAGCAAGGAGGUAAAAAAGUCUUCCUCUGGUUCAUAUGUGGAGGAAAAAGAAAAAAGUUCCUCAAAGCGUUCAGAGAAUCAUGAAAGGUCUUCUAGUUACUCGAAAUCAGACCGAGAUUCUAGACACACAUCAUCGCGUUCAUCCAGAUCCGACAAAGAUCGCAGAAGGUCCAGGUCCAGGUCACGAUCCCGAUCUAGAGGGUCUCGAACAAGUUCAUCUCACUCCAGAUCAGAGAGAUCUCGAGGCGACAGAGGAUCCCGCUCCGAUAGGUCAUACUAUCAUGAUUCUGAUAGGAGAUCAUAUAGGAGUUCUCCGCGCAGAGAGAGAAGACGUUCUCGUUCUCGAGACAAAACUCGGGACAGUUCCGACUCUGAGGAUGACCACAGGAAGACAAGAACAAGGACAAGUGAAUCGAGUAGAUCAUCAGUGCAUGCAAGCUCAUAUAAAGAGUCAAAAUCAUCUUCCUACACAAAAUCUGAAAAGGCCUCUAAAUCUUCAGAUUCUCCUCAUUUUUCAGAGUUGGAUAAAAAAUCACAUUCAUCAAAGUCUGAAAGAACUUCAAAGCGACUGUCAGACUCUGAUUCCCAACGCAAGUGCUCUCCUGACUUGGACUCCAGUUACCGUAAAUCAAGCUUGCAUAACAAGUCAGAGACCAACAGUAAAUCUUCAUCUUCCAGUACACAUAGCCAUUCUCAAUCAUAUGAGAAACGCCAAAAAAGCAGCUCAAGUGACUCUGAAGCUGAUCAUAGAGGAAAACCACAAGCCUCUGACAAAAGCUCUGGCUCUGAGGAAAAAUCUACAAACUGUCAAAAGAACAACAGCAGGUCAGAAUUAAAGCAAAUUACUCCUUCUAGAUCAUCCAUGAAAUCCAGUGGAAAUGAUAGGCAAUCAAGUGACACAUUUCAAAGCCCUGACAAAGCACUGUCAAAGGAAAACCCCCCAGAACUUUGUUUUCUGAUUAAAAAAGAAAAAGUAGAUUCCCAACCAGGUGGAAAUGAACAUAGUAAUCAAGAUUCUAUUGAUAUCAUCUCAUGCACUGACAAGAGUUUGUCAUCUGAGAGAAACGAAACAAAAGCAGGUCAUGAAGUUGAGACAGAUAAUGCCUCUGCUAUAUCCCCAAGUGAAAGCCUGAAGCAUGUAAAUGCUAGCCUGGAGAACUUGACUAAUGUGAAGGAAAGCCUUUCUUCUAAUAACCUAUCACAUGUGAAAUCAUUUGCAGCUGUACUAAAUUCAAGUAGUAGUAAUGAAAGUGUAAUAUGUAGCCAGGGCAAGAAAGAUGUUGACUGUUCACCACAGUCCUUACUUGAAACACAAGAUGUCCAGCAAAACACAGAAUCGGAAAUUGAUGAGCUCAAAACAGCUAUGGUCAUCAACCAGCAAUGUGGCACAAUUGCACCACUCUGUUCUGAUACAUCAUGCCCUGAUUCUGAGAAUCAGCUGACACUCGCACAGCAAAAUACAGAUACUGUUAAAAAGAGUAUCAGUAGUAACAAAAAGUCCAGAUGGGAUAUUGUUGGGCAGGACACUUUAGAGAAUGAUAACUUACAAAGGACACUUUGUGCAGAGAGUAAACCUAAAAAAUUGGUCUCUGUCAAAAAGAUAGAGGUUUUGAAAGACAAUAGCCAACAAGACUCUGAAGUUAAAGAUAUUAAUCAGCAAGAAGCUGAAACACAUUCCAAACCAGGGAGGCAGAUGGGGAUCUCUAAGCAAGACUUAUUUUCUGACAGAACAUCUGUGACUGAAAAAUACAAAGACCAAAGUGAGCCUUCACAAGCGAGCACCAGCGCUGACCAGUGUGACUUAAAACAGAGGGACUCUCAACAAACAAACACAGACAAGCCUCUGCACAUCAAUGAUCCAUCACAGACCCUCAUAGCUUCAAAGAUGCAAAGCUGGAAUGGCGAUGGUCAUGAAGAAACUUCUAAGAUCAGUGCUCACAAGAGCAAAUUAAGUAAGAGAGCACCACUUAAUCAGGAUACAUUAGGACAGAGUGAGGCCAGUGAUAGUGACAACUCAGAGUAUGACUCAGAUUGCGGCGAGGCUGUAAAACGAUUGCACUCUGUGGUGGUGGUGCCGAAGAAUUCUUCACUUACAAUGGAUGCACAGGACACAGGAGCUUCACCAUGCACUCCAAGGAAUAGUUCAGAACUUCAGAAUGCUAAUAUUACAGCUGACCUGGACAUCAGUGAAGUCCCAAAACAAAGGCAGGAGGGUCCAUGUGCUGGUGUGAACAAUUCUUGCAAUAACACUAUGUUGUGUCAAUCCCAGAGUAAUAUGAUUGAUAGCACCAGUCACUCAGAGGGUUCCAGCUCCAUCAGAGUCCAACCUUGUACAGCAGGUCAAAUCGUUGCCCAUGGAAACACCGCAGAUCUUGCCCAAAAUCUUGAAAAUGUGAGGCAGUAUGAGGAUGCGCACACACAGCAUACUGUCAGAAGUAGAGGUGAAAGAAUGUUCUCCCAUUACCAACAUAAUGAUUUCUCCAGUGCUGAUAAUAUCAAUGAUAGAAAUGGAUUUAACCUAGGUUGGGAUUUUUCACAAUUGGAACAGCCCAGUAGUACAUACCAGCAGCCUGAUAGCAGUCAUGGGCCUCAGUUACCUAACACUAAACCGACAGGAACCUCUCCCGAGGAGCAUGGGUACAGUCAGAGUAAUCCCUCCUGGAACCAAGAAUCCACAAAUAUGCAUAUUAGCCGAAAACCCUACCUCCUUGUUCAUCAGGAACCUGCAUGUGAAAUCCACCCUGACUCCCUAACCAAUGACCAUGACGAUUACAGCGCAGAUAAACUGUCAAAUCUUACUGAAACAGCUGUUGAAUGCAGUGGACUGAACACUCCAGGGUCAUCAAGCUUUGUUCAAGGCCAUGAAAUAAGCAGCAACAGCAGAGGCUCUGCAGUGCCUGACCCUCCGAGAGAAGACUUUUUCAGACCUCAUAGAGGCCGCGGACCUCCCAAGAAAAGGCGUCCAGAGAUUGAGUCAGAUUCAGACAACGAGGCAGAGGCUGGGCCUGCUGGCAAGAGAGAGUGUCUUGGAGAUCCUGAUGUCACCAAGGAAAGUCCUUUCAAAGUGGAAGUGCAGCGUCCAACACUCACUCUGCAAGACUUUAAAGACGCCAAUAAAUGGAAAGACUAUGCUAAGACUAAGAAGAUGCCCCCUUACUUUGACUUGAUUGAGGAGAACCUGUACCUGACUGAGAGAAAGAAGAGCAAGUCUCAUCGAGAUAUAAAGAGAAUGCAAUGCGAGUGCCCAGUUCUGCCCAGAGAGGAGCGUUCAAGAGGAGUAUUUGCAUGUGGGGAAGACUGCUUGAACCGGUUGCUGAUGAUUGAGUGCUCUUCAAGGUGCCUGAAUGGAGUCUACUGCUCUAAUCGACGCUUUCAAAUGAAACAACAUGCAGAUUUCGAUGUUAUCCUCACAGAAGACAAGGGAUGGGGACUCAGGGCAGCUAAGGACCUGAUUGCAAACACUUUUGUGCUGGAAUACUGCGGGGAGGUAUUAGACCACAAGGAGUUUAAAACAAGGGUGAAAGAAUAUGCUCGCAAUAAGAACAUCCACUACUACUUCAUGUCUCUGAAAAACAACGAGAUCAUUGAUGCAACACUGAAGGGUAAUUGCUCCCGGUUUAUGAACCAUAGCUGCGAGCCUAACUGUGAGACCCAAAAGUGGACCGUCAAUGGCCAGCUUAGAGUUGGUUUCUUCACCACCAAGGCUGUCACUGCCGGAACUGAGCUGACGUUUGAUUACCAGUUUCAGAGAUACGGCAAAGAAGCACAGAAAUGCUUCUGUGGGGCAGCCAGCUGCAGAGGCUUCCUGGGUGGGGAGAACAGAGUUAGUGUUCGGGCAGCUGGGGGGAAGAUGAAGAAAGACCGCAGUCGAAAGAGCGCUCUCACCACGGUUGAUGAGGAGCUGGAGGCGUUACUGGAGAAUGGAGAAGGCCUGUACGAUGAGAAGCAGGUGGUGUCUCUCUGCAGACUGAUGGUCCGAGUAGAAACCAUGGAGCAGAAACUCAUCUGCCUUAAGCUCAUACAAGAUACUCAAAAUCCAACAUGCCUGAAGCAGUUCCUGGACCAUCAUGGGUUGUCUUUGCUGUGGAUCUUCAUGGUGGAGAUUUCUGAAGCUAAAGGGAACAGUGCUAAUAACAACAAGCUGCAGUUAGAGAUUAUGAAGACCUUGGCAGUGCUGCCUAUCUCUACCAAGAACAUGCUAGAGGAGAGCAGAGUGCUAACCUUCAUCCAGCGAUGGGCCCAGACAAAAAGUCACUCUCAGCCGACUGAGAUGGACGGUUACUCCAGCGAAAACACCUCCCGAGCUCAAACCCCACUCAACACUCCUGAUGGUUCCUCCAAACUGGGAACAGAAAUGGAAGGCGACUCCUCCAAACCUGCUGUGUACCGCCGCCUUAAAAUCAUCAGUGAAAACAGUCUGGACAGCGCACUAUCCGACGCUAGCAAAGCAUCUGACGGGAAGGAGGAAGAUGAGGAUGAUGAUGAUGAAGAAGAAGAUGAAUCCUCACAUGACGGCAAACAGGUGAAGGCAGACCCGGGGUGUGCGGCUGAAGAUCCAGAGAAAGCUUCAAUGGAAGAGACUGUGAAAGAGGAGAAACAGGAGGAGGCAGUGACAAAUUCAAGCACUCCACAUCAACCUCAAACUGACGAGGAUGAAGACAAAAUGGAGGUGGAUUCGGAGAAGGAAACUGAGGUACAAGAGGACACCAGUGAGGGUCAGACAGAAGAACUUGAAGGGCAUAAAGAGCCAAGUGAAGAACAGGAAAGCCAGGAGGAGCAGACCAGUCAGGUAGUGACAGAAAAAGCUGAACUGGAAGAAGAACAGCCUGAUGUUAAAGUUCAGGAGCCAGAGAGCGAGUUUGUCAAAACAGAUGUAACAGAUCCUCCACCUGAGCAGCCCCAAGAGAGUGAAGAAGCCCAGGCAAACACACAAGAGACUGAGAAUCCUCCUCCACCCCCUCCUCCUCCUCCUCCUCCUCCUCCUCCUCCUGUCAGUGAGGUAAAACCUGGUGAAUCCAUCCUUGAAGCUGCCCCAAACUCUGACACCACUGAAGUCAGUAUGCCCUCUGAGAUCACAGCACCCCCUGUGGACCCGCCAGUGAUAGGAACCCCCUCUCAGGAUGAAGAGGAGGGUGUCUCAGAUGUUGAGAGUGACAGGAGUCAGGAGACCCAACUCAGUGCUUUGGACAUUAGUGGCAUGGCUGCCAGACUUCUGGACAGCUGGAAGGACCUGAAGGAGGUGUACAGAAUACCAAAGAAGAGUCAAGUGGAAAAGGAAGCAAACGAUCGCAGCAGAGAUCGUGACACAGCUUUGACUCCACGCAGAGCUUCUGGUAGUCGAGAACGAGAGAGGGAGCGAGACAAGGAGAGGGAACGAGACCGAGAUUAUGACAGAGACAGGGAACGAGACUGGGAAAGGGAGAGGGACAGAGAGAGGGACAAGGACAGAGAGAGGGACAGGGACAGAGAUCGUGACAGAGAUCGCGACAGAGAACGCGACAGAGAACGCGAUAGAGAUCGAGACAGAGACAGAGAGCGUGACAGAGAGCGUGAUCGAGGCUCUGACAAAACUCCGCGCAGCACCGAAAGACGAAGGAGACGCUCAGCAUCACCACCACCCUCAUCCUACGAGAGGAGCCGACGCACUGAGGAACGGUUUGAUCCAUCUAACAACAAGACCCCAAGGGGAGUUGGCGGCAAGGAGCGUAACAAACUGUCCACAGAAGAGCGCAGAAAGCUGUUUGAGCAGGAGGUUGCUCAGCGGGAAGCCCAGAAGCAACAACAGCUUCAACAGCAGCAGCAGCAGCAGCAGCAGCAGCAGCAGCUUCAGACUUUGGCCUAUGACCCUGCUCUGGCUUAUGGUUCCAGCCCUGGCUUCAUCACCUACCCUCCUGGAUAUCCCAUCCAGACCUUUGUGGAUCCCUCCAACCCCAACGCAGGCAAAGUACUGUUGCCUACCCCUGCUGUUGAUCCCAGCAUAAACUAUGAACAGACGCCUCCCCAGCGUCUUAUCUCAGACCUCGGACUAACCUCUCCAUCCCCUACUUCCCAGACCGCUCCAGUCCCUACUCUUUCUCAGCACAUCACUACCACUAACCUCACCGCUGGAGACCCCCAACAGUACGCCCAGCCAGCUGUAGGAACCCAGGAAGCCGGUGUAGCUGUCCUCUCUGUACCUGCCCAGGCGGCCACUCAGAGCUACACCACUCUGUGGGAUCCCAGCACUCAGCAGGCAGUGACGGUGCAGACGCAGCCUGCACAGCAGUAUGCCACAGCCCCACCACAGGCCCAGACACAGACAGCCAUCUAUUACCAGGGCCAGCCAUGCCAAACCAUAUACAGCAUCCCCACCGCCUACCCUCAGGCAAACACUCCCGUUAUACAGGCAUACACUGAACCAACCGCCAGCUACCUGCACGGCCAGCCUGUGUAUCCUGGUCAUCAGCAAGGAGUGGUGGUGCAGCAGGGAGGCACGGUUACCACCAUUGUCACAUCUCAAACUGUACAACAGGAAAUGAUUGUUCCCAACAAUGUGAUAGACCUGCCUCCUCCCUCCCCCCCAAAACCCAAAACUAUCGUCCUACCUCCAAACUGGAAAGUUGCUCGAGACCCCGAGGGCAAGAUUUACUACUACCAUAUUGUGACAAGGCAAACACAGUGGGACCCUCCGACCUGGGAAGGAAGCAGUGAUAACACUAGCGUGGACCAUGAGUCUGAGAUGGACCUUGGAACACCCACCUAUGAUGAAAAUCCCUCCAAGUUCUCCACAAAGACAGCUGAAGCAGACACCUCCAGUGAACUGGCAAAAAAAAGUAAAGAGACAUUUCGCAAAGAGAUGUCCCAGUUCAUCGUGACGUGUCUAAAUCCUUAUCGAAAGCCAGACUGUAAAUUAGGACGCAUCGUCAACACAGAAGACUUCAAACACCUGGCUAGAAAGCUAACUCACGGAGUCAUGAACAAGGAGCUGAAAGCUUGCACGAAUCCUGAGGAUCUUGAGUGUAAUGAAAAUGUGAAGCACAAGACCAAGGAGUACAUCAAGAAGUACAUGCAGCGAUUUGGCUCCGUGUACAGGCCGAAGGAGGACACUGAGGUGUACUAGCCUCAAAGGCCUCAGACUCACUCUGAACUAAUGUGAGAGAAGCACAGAUUUGCCUUUCCAGUCACUCCUUGUUGUCCACACUGGCCAACCUGAACCCGCAAAGUCGUUUUUGUGAUGCACAUUUAUGACUGAAAAUUGCACUGCUGCUGCCCAAGAAGCCUUCAGGCCCUGUGGAUCGAGAAGAAGCCCAAAAGCUGAGGAGACAGUCAGAGACUCGUGUGGCUCUGAACGACCCAAAACUCCAGGUGCAGUGGGUGCAGUGCUUUUGAAGGAUGACACUGAGGGGUGCUACAGAGACUUAUGUUUUCACUGACAGUUUGAUUUUAAGCUUUUUUUUCUCCAUUUAUGGCUCUUACAUGUUCCAGGAAUGGUAACCUCAAUUCCACUUUUUAAUCUCUUCUAGCUCUGAAUGAGGAUUACUCGAAGGAAUCAGCUUUUGGUAUCAAUUUAUCAGGUUGUGUUUUUGUUUCCUCUCUUUUUGUUCAAAUGGAUCCAUGACCUUCCCCCCCUUCACUUCCUUUUUCUUGUGCACGCUUCCACCCCCUGUCACUGAUUCUGUAUCUGGUGCUGCUUUUAACUGGGCUGUGGAGGUCCAAGCUUCCACUCCUCAAACCCCUGCCUUCUUAACCACAAGACGUUGAAGCCUCCGUUGUUUUAUGAAUGCAUGAUGUAGGCUGAGGUCAGCGUGACAUCCUUUAUGGAAAUUCCUAGAUUUUCCAAGUCUCCUGCUUCAACUAAUAUGCCCUCAGCGAGAUGAGCUUUUUACUCGUAACACACUUCACACACACACUUCGGGAUCAGCCAAUAACCAGCAGAUUGGCAAUGGUGUUAGGAAAUUAUGUUUCCAUGUCUUUUAUCAAUUUGUGUAUAAUUACGGGAGCAGGGUUUGAAUGCUGUGUUUGAUGUGCCGUUUAGCUUUGUAUCCAUUUUUCCCCAGUUCCUGUUCGACCCCCCCCCCUAACUUGUUCUGCCCUGUUUUGUCUUACAGGAAUAAUACCGAGCAUUGCAGUUUUAACCGUUUCUAAACAUCUUGUGAGUUCUGGUUCUUUUAUCAUUUAUAUGUCCUAGUGAGACGUUAGAGACACUAGGGUGGCCUUGCUACAAAUAAAUUGCCAGGAUUUCUACAGUUGUCGAGGUUGUUUCAUUAGCAUUAGGUCACGGUUUGUUGCAGCCUAUCAAAUUGCAGUAAACAAAGUUCCAACAUAUGUACAUUGCUUUAUGUGAAUAUUAUUGAAUAAUAGUUUUGGGGAUGUUAAAUAAGCAUAUACUUUGUAAAAGGACUAUCAUUUCAUGAAAGUGUAAAUAAUGUGUAAAAUUACCAAAGCUGUACGCAGGAGAGUCGGGUCAGGGAGCGCAGUGAGCCCACCCAGCCUCACCAGCUCAGUACUCCUGAUGCAGCUCCCACAUCAGACAGUCAAACCUGGGUUGCAGCUGACUCACAGCCCUCUAUUUUAUUUCAGUGGUGGGGGAGAUUAUAAUGUUUCUUUCUUUUUUUUUGUUAUUAUUUUUCUAUGUACAAAGUAAGUUUCACCCAACUUUACUGUAAGUAUUGUGUAAGCACAUUGUCAUACCGAGUGUAUAAACAUUUUAAAGAUAAUAAACUUUUUUGUAAAAUUAA
Messenger RNA from Labrus bergylta (ballan wrasse), 9776 nucleotides. RefSeq names its product SET domain containing 2, histone lysine methyltransferase (gene setd2). Gene Ontology annotation, cellular component: nucleus; chromosome. The record is from RefSeq and is a predicted model, not a curated record. Gene Ontology annotation, molecular function: protein binding; histone H3K36 methyltransferase activity. Gene Ontology annotation, biological process: regulation of DNA-templated transcription. NCBI's taxonomy places the organism in Eukaryota, Metazoa, Chordata, Actinopteri, Labriformes, Labridae.